Onychostoma macrolepis is the source of this 1695-nucleotide messenger RNA. RefSeq lists its product as uncharacterized. Gene Ontology annotation, biological process: potassium ion export across plasma membrane; negative regulation of delayed rectifier potassium channel activity; regulation of heart rate by cardiac conduction. Gene Ontology annotation, molecular function: transmembrane transporter binding; delayed rectifier potassium channel activity; potassium channel regulator activity. The record is from RefSeq and is a predicted model, not a curated record. The coding region runs from base 637 to 1014 and encodes 125 amino acids. Gene Ontology annotation, cellular component: membrane. The transcript is spliced from 2 exons. NCBI's taxonomy places the organism in Eukaryota, Metazoa, Chordata, Actinopteri, Cypriniformes, Cyprinidae.
UCGCAGUAAUGACGCAAGUCGAGGAUUUUUCAAGGUGAUGUCUCUUUUUUUUUUUUUUUUUUUUUGCCUUGAAAUAGAAUCUGUGAGUCUCGAAUGCCUGGCUGUCUGAAUGUAAACCAUUGUUCCCGCUUGCAUGUGGAGUUAUUCAACAUCAAGGCCAAGCUGACAGAGUUGAUAGAAAUAUAUACAGUCCCCAGUGACUCAUGCUCAUCUCCACCAACAUAUCCUUUAACUAGCUUGUUAAAGUCAAAAAGAUACAUUCAAAAAUAUCAUUCUUAACCACAUUGGCUGUUAAUUAGGGCUGGGGCUGAUCAGCGCAUGAUCUGACCACGUCAUUGGUUAGCUAGACUUAUGUUCAGACCCAGACUUUCCCCAUGUUGAAACUGAUGACCUUGACUUGUUUUAGAUUCAUUAAAAGCUGUUGACAUCUUGAGGGGACUGGAUCCUUCUGAAUAAGUCUCUCUGUUCAUAAUGGGGUGGAACCAUGAUCUCAGAUACUGUCCUGUCUUCCUUAGUGAUUUUUUUUCUAGAAGAGCUACAGGGAGACUAGCAGGAAAGAUCUGCGACACACUUUUUUGGUUUCUUUUGCAUUAAACUAAAACUUCCUAUUACCACCAAAAACUAUAAGUGGGAAAAAUGCUAGAGCAGAACUACACAGAUGUCCACGCUCUGCUGGUAUCCUGGUUGCAGCAUUACAUUAAUGAGACAUGGGUGGUGGGAGCAGCUCCGUAUGCGCCACCACAUCGUCCACCUGUGCAUCUGAGUGGAGCUCCGGUCCAAGAUAAAGGUCACGGCAUGAUCUACAUCUGUCUGAUGGUGGGACUCUUUAGUUUCUUUACCUUUGGUAUCAUGUUCAGCUAUAUUCGCUCAAAGAAGGUGGAGAACUCACAGGAUCCAUAUCAUCAGUAUAUAGCUAAAGACUGGGCUAGUAUAGCCUCUCCUGUGGUCAUCAGCAACCCAGCUGCGCUCGGACAGCUUCCAGGGUACAGUGGAAGAGAGCAGGAGCAGGCUUAGAUUACAGUCGGUGACUUCUGUCAUUUCUAUACAGAGUAUAUGUUUGAUUUUCUGCUUCAUUAAAUUGAAAAAAAAAAAAAGUGUCACCGUUGUUCAUUAUGUCAAAAAUAAAUCAAACAAUUGAAUUCUACAGUCAGUUUGGUUUUAUAUAAUGCCACCGGGUCAUCUCACCUGCAGUUAUGACUAGUUUACAAUGUCCCAACAAACACCAACCUUCAACAGAUGUGAGAUUUUGAGGAUCAGUGUGUUAACCCUGUUGCCAUUUGUCAUAAAAUGAUCAUGUUCAACUGGCAUUUAUAAGCUCAUGGAAUGUUUGAGAAGUCUAAUAGGAUUUUCCAAGAAUACCUUACAUGCUUGAUCAUGAACGAUUGGCAUGACAACUCCACAGAAACAAAAUAAUUACUGCCCUCUAGAGAUUGUGGACAAAAUCACUAGUGUCACUUUUUUUUUUUAAGGAAUUUGUAAUUAAAAUGAAUUUGGAAGUAAAUUAUUUUUUAUUAAGCGAUUUUAGGUCUCUUUGGGACAAAUUAUAGAGUGUCAAAAAGGCCAAGCCUCCUUAUUACUAUACAUAUUUACUAUACUACAUUAAUAUUUAUCUGCCAAAUAAUUCACUUAAUUUGUUCAUAUUCAUAAUUAAUAUUUAAUUUGUAAUAAUAUUUUAUGUAAUAAAAAUAAUAAUAA